AUGGGCGAUACCUCAUUGAUCGAGAAGGUGGCCGAUGUGUCUCUGGUUGCUUACUGCGUAUCUCCAGGCGAGCAAUUUCUAGUAUCAUUAGAAAUCUCAACUAUUCGGCCAGCGAAGACAUUUGUGAGAGUUAAAAAACUGAAUGAAGAGCGGACACCCACAAGAUAUGAGCUUGGAAUUCAGCUUUCAUCUUCUACAAUCGAAAAGAACUCAUUCCAGCUUCAAUUGGUGCAGGCGAGCACUGUAGUCAAAGGCAAAGCAGAACUACAUCAUUACAUUAUCGUAAACACUGGCGAUGCAAUUCAUUUGGUAUCGCUGGAAACACUCUUUUCAGCCAGCCGACGAAAAACAUUUAAGUGGGCUCAUUAUUUAACAAGAGAUACCAUUACCUCUUUCUUUGCAUUUAACGUCCAAGGAUCAGCCUUGCAAGUAGUUUACGGAACGACGCUCGGUACUCUGGUUAUAUUUGAGUUCAACAUCUUGACAGAGUCGUUUCGCAAAAUCGAGGAAAAAACAAACGCGGCAGCCGAUUCUUUUGCAACUUGUGAACCUUGUCUCCCGAGCGGCCUGGAUCCAGAAGCCAUAUAUAUACCUGAGCUAAUCUUCGCGAGCUAUGAUAACUAUCUGUACUCGCUUGAAAAGGGAAUAAUGCAAAAGCUGCCGCUAAUCGAGUCAGCACUAGGGGGUGAUACCCUCGUAUCAGGGGCGGGUGUCGUCGCUAAGCAAUAUACUACUAAGAGCUUGCGCUAUUACGCGGUCAAUAUACUUAAUAGUGGAUGCCACUUAUUUAAGAGAGGUGCUAACGGUAAUUGGGAAAGCGUGCGUAUUUUUGUACGCAACGAAAGACAAGAGAAUGAGGAGAAAUCACCUCUCGUCAACUGCCAAGUAGUUAGUCGAGGUCGCACACAAGUGUGCAUUAUCACGGGGAGCGAGCAUGGAAAGAUUUAUUUCUGGCAAUAUGACUAUCGCGAUGACACCAUCACUCAGACCAUUGUAUUAGAGGUGGCACACGAAGUCGACGUUGUUCACAGCCUAAAAAUAGCCAACGGCAAGACGAUAUACUACAUGGUCAACAGAGACUUUGUCGGGUCCCAAAAUUUGCCCUAA
Molecule: messenger RNA, 1107 nt
Organism: Lachancea dasiensis
Lineage: Eukaryota; Fungi; Ascomycota; Saccharomycetes; Saccharomycetales; Saccharomycetaceae
Source: the annotation of a GenBank genome assembly